AUGGUUUCUCUCUUUCUCAGUCACUUUUUUUUCAGUCUCUCUCACAAAUUUCUUUCGAGUCUUUCUUUCAAUGUUUCUAAAUUUUUCCCGAUUUAUCACACUCUCUAUCUCACAUUUCUCUCCCCAUUCCUUCGAUCGUUCUCUCUCGCCCUCCAUCUUUGUUUUUCCUCAACACCAGAAAUGUAUCUCUUUUUAACUUAUACGCAACUAAAUCAUUAUCUAUCUAUCUAUCUAUCUAUCUAUCUAUCUAUCUAUCUAUCUGCCAGUCAGUUAUUUAUUCUUUCUUUCUGUCUAUCUAUCUAUGUAUCAUUCAGUAAGAUUCAUUAUCUAUCUCUCUAUUUUUGCAUAUCUAUCAUUUUUUCUCUCUAUCGAUGUAUCAAUUCAUUAUCUAUCUAUCUAUCUAUCUAUCUAUCUAUCUAUCGAUUGAUUUCAUUAUCUAUCUAUCUAUCUAUCUAUCUAUCUAUCUAUCUAUCUAUCUAUCGAUUGAUUGAUGUAUCUUUCUACCUUUCAGUUCAUUAUCUAUCUAUCUAUCUAUCUAUCUAUCUAUCUAUCUAUCUAUCGAUUGAUGUAUCUUUCUACCUUUCAGUUCAUUAUCUAUCUAUCUAUCUAUCUAUCUAUCGAUUGAUGUAUCUUUCUACCUUUCAGUUCAUUAUCUAUCUAUCUAUCUAUCUAUCGAUUGAUGUAUCUUUCUACCUUUCAGUUCAUUAUCUAUCUAUCUAUCUAUCUAUCUAUCUAUCUAUCUAUCUAUCUAUCUAUCGAUUGAUUUCAUUAUCUAUCUAUCUAUCUAUCUAUCUAUCUAUCUAUCUAUCGAUUGAUGUAUCUUUCUACCUUUCAGUUCAUUAUCUAUCUAUCUAUCUAUCUAUCUAUCGAUUGAUUUCAUUAUCUAUCUAUCUAUCUAUCUAUCUAUCUAUCUAUCUAUCGAUUGAUGUAUCUUUCUACCUUUCAGUUCAUUAUCUAUCUACCUUUCUAAAGGUUUAUGGCAUUAUCUCUCUGCCUAGAAUAUUUUUUCAUAUCUAUCUAUCUAUCUAUCUAUCUAUCUAUCUAUCUGCCUGUCUGCCUGUCAGUUACUUCAUUGUCUCUCAGAUUUGUAUAAAAACAAUUGAAAUUUCUCAAACUAUUUUCUUUUACUUCCUCUUUUUCUUUUUCUAUUUCUCUUUCUCUCUCCAUCUUUCUCUCUUUGUCUCCCUGUCUCUAUCUAUCUUUCUUUCUUUCUCUCUCUCUCCGUCUUACUCUCUGUCUCUUUGUCUUACUCUCUCUCUCUCUUCCUGGCUCUCUAUUUUUCUCUUCUUAUGUAUCACUCCGUCUCCCUGUCUUUGUCACUCUCUCUUUGUCUCUCUCUUUUCUGUUCCUAUCUCUCUGUCUUUCUGUUUCCUUGUCUAUAUCUGUGUCUCUGUCUCUCUCUCUUUCUCUCUGUUUUCUUUUUUUCUGUCUCUCUCUCUGUCUCUCUUUUUGUCUCUCAUGCUCUUUGUCUUUUUCAUAUUUUUUUCUUUGUCUGUCAGUCUCCAUUUCUGUCUCUCUCGUUUGCUAUCUCUCUCACUCUUCCUGUUUCUCUAUACUUUCCCCCUGUCUCUCUCUCUCUCUCUCUCUCUCUCUCUCUCUUUCGCCUCGUCGAACAAAUACCUCCAGGUGCCCAAAUUCGCUUUCGCAUUUCACAUUCAAGGCCAAACAGGCCUCAGUGAUUUACGCAUGCGCAAUUACAAAACGCCUUCCGAGAAGGACGGGUUCACUAAUCUGCAUCGCUACUGGAUAAGUUACUCUCUCACUAUUCUGUUACACUGCCUCUUUUUAUGUCCCUCUUUUCAUUGCACAUGUCGUUCUCUCUGCACCUCUCUUUGUCUUUCUCUUUCUUCCAAUCGUAUCACUUUCUUUUUUUCUUUCUUUUUUUCUAUUUCUUUCUUUCUUUUUUUUUUUCUUUCUUUCUUUCUUUCUUUCUUUCUUUCUUUCUUUUAUUGCAUUUUCUAA
Acanthosepion pharaonis is the source of this 1962-nucleotide messenger RNA. The record is from the annotation of a GenBank genome assembly. NCBI's taxonomy places the organism in Eukaryota, Metazoa, Mollusca, Cephalopoda, Sepiida, Sepiidae.